AUGGACUACGGUGAUAAACGACCGCCAGUGGCUGUCCUGCCUUUGGGCACAGGCAAUGAUUUAGCGAGGUGUCUACGAUGGGGUGGCGGAUAUGCAAAUGAACCCCUUCAUAAGAUCCUCAAAACAAUCGAACGCUCCACACAGGCUUGUUGUUUCGUCAUUGCUUGA
This is a messenger RNA of Anisakis simplex (herring worm), 168 nucleotides long. Lineage: Eukaryota; Metazoa; Nematoda; Chromadorea; Rhabditida; Anisakidae. The record is from the annotation of a GenBank genome assembly.